Molecule: messenger RNA, 6400 nt
Organism: Dama dama (fallow deer)
Lineage: Eukaryota; Metazoa; Chordata; Mammalia; Artiodactyla; Cervidae
Product: zinc finger protein 271-like
Exons: 6
Coding region: 162-3494 (1110 amino acids)
Source: RefSeq, a predicted model, not a curated record
CCGCGGGCGGGUACUUCCGGUCUUUGUGGCUUUCUACUGCAGGUCCGCGGCUCGCGCCCUGGUCGCUCCUGGUCAUCGCGGAAAGAAGAGAUUACCCAAAGAAGCUCUGAAGUACAGGACCCAGUUUUAGUGAGCUUCACGCUAAGCUCUUUCAGCCCAGAAUGGCUGUGGAAUCCAGAACAGUUUCAACCCCAGGACCUCAGAAUUCUCAGGAACAAGAGCUGAUACUGGUGAAAGUAGAAGAAAGCCGUUCUUGGGGUCAGAAACUUAAGCAGAAUGGGAGUACCCGAUCCUGCCAAGAAUUGUUUCGUCAGCAGUUCAGAAAGUUCUGCUACCAGGAGACACCGGGGCCCCGGGAGGCGCUGGGCCGACUCCAGGAGCUUUGCUAUCAGUGGCUCAGGCCAGAGUUGCACACGAAGGAGCAGAUCCUGGAGCUGCUGGUGCUGGAGCAGUUCCUGAGUAUCCUGCCGGAGGAGCUGCAGAUCUGGGUUCAGCAGCAUAGUCCAAAGAGCGGCGAGGAAGCCGUGACUCUGUUGGAGGAUCUGGAGAGGGAAUUCGAUGAUCCCGGGCAGCAGGUCCCAGCUGGUCCACAGGGACCAGCAGUGCCUUGGAAGGAUUUAACCUGUCUUGGAGCAGCCCAGGAGUUUACACAUAUUCAACGCCAGCCUUUAAAGAAACAGCUGAAACCGUGGGAACCUUGCCUUUCCCCCAGGAGUGAGUCACACAAGCAAGGACCACAAAGUCCUAAAGAUGAGAGAAGACAACCCAUUCUGGCAAUUGCAGGUUGUGAGAAUAAUGAAUCGGCAACAAAGAAGGACAUUUCAGGAGAGAAACCACAGACACUCUCCCAGGAGCCUUCAUUUGGAGGAUUCAGUGAACACAAAAGCCGUUUAGAGUGGCAGCAAGGGAGUGCUCCAGGGGAGACAUUGAGAAGACCCCCUUCUCAGGAGGGCAGUUUUAGUCCAGUAAUCUUCACACACAAAUCGCUAGGAAACAGAGACCAUCCCGAGCCCCAGAGAAACUUGAUUCUAAGCACAAACUCUGUAACGUAUCAGAAAGUUCCUACAGAAGAGAGACCUUACAGGUGUGACAUCUGCGGGCACAGCUUCAAACAGCAUUCUUCUCUAACACAACACCAGAGAAUCCAUACUGGAGAAAAGCCCUACAAAUGUAACCAGUGUGGGAAGGCCUUUAGUUUGAGGUCCUAUCUUAUUAUUCAUCAGAGAAUCCAUAGCGGUGAGAAAGCCUAUGAAUGUAGUGAAUGCGGGAAGGCCUUCAACCAGAGCUCAGCCCUCAUUAGACAUCGGAAAAUCCACACCGGUGAGAAAGCUUGUAAAUGUAAUGAGUGUGGCAAAGCAUUCAGUCAGAGUUCCUACCUCAUUAUCCAUCAAAGAAUUCACACUGGUGAGAAACCCUACGAGUGUAAUGAAUGUGGGAAAACCUUUAGCCAAAGCUCAAAGCUUAUCAGACACCAGCGAAUUCAUACAGGAGAAAGACCUUAUGAAUGUAACGAGUGUGGAAAAGCUUUCAGGCAGAGCUCAGAGCUGAUAACCCAUCAGAGAAUACAUAGUGGAGAGAAACCCUAUGAGUGUAAUGAGUGUGGAAAAGCCUUCAGCCUGAGCUCAAACCUCAUCAGACAUCAAAGAAUUCACAGUGGAGAGGAACCUUAUCAGUGUAACGAAUGUGGCAAAACCUUCAAAAGGAGCUCAGCCCUUGUGCAGCAUCAGAGAAUCCAUUCCGGGGAAGAGGCUUACAUAUGUAGUGAGUGCGGCAAGGCCUUCAGGCACAGAUCAGUUCUCAUGCGCCAUCAGAGAGUCCACACUAGAAUUCAUACUGGGGAGAAACCCUAUCCUUGUAAUUGGUGCAUUAAAAGUUUCAGUCGGAGCUCAGACCUUAUUAAACAUCAAAGAGUCCACACUGGUGAGAAACCUUACAAAUGUGAUGAAUGUGGGAAAGCCUUCAGUCAGAGCUCUGAUCUUAUUAUACAUCAGAGAAUCCAUACAGGAGAAAAACCCUAUCAAUGCAGUCAUUGUAGUAAAAGUUUUAGCCAGCGCUCAGACCUGGUUAAACAUCAGAGAAUCCAUACUGGAGAGAAGCCUUAUACAUGUAGCCAGUGUAAUAAACAUUUUAGUCAGAGUUCUGAUGUUAUAAAACAUCAAAGAAUCCACACUGGUGAGAAACCAUAUAAGUGCGAUGUGUGUGGAAAAGCCUUCAGUCAGAGCUCAGAUCUUAUUCUACAUCAGAGAAUCCACACUGGAGAGAAACCAUAUCCAUGUAAUCAGUGUAACAAAAGUUUCAGUCAGAACUCAGACCUUAUUAAACAUCGAAGGAUCCACACUGGAGAGAAACCCUAUAAAUGUAAUGAAUGUGGGAAAGCUUUUAAUCAGAGCUCAGUUCUUAUUCUGCAUCAGAGAAUUCACACUGGAGAGAAACCCUAUCCAUGUAAUCAGUGUAGCAAAACCUUCAGUAGGCUUUCAGAUCUUAUUAAUCAUCAACGAAUUCACACUGGAGAGAAGCCUUACCCCUGUAACCAGUGCAGUAAAAUGUUUAGUCGAAGAUCGGACCUUAUUAAACAUUAUAGAAUUCAUACAGGUGAGAAACCCUAUGAGUGUGAUGAGUGUGGGAAAACCUUUAGUCAAAGCUCAAAUCUUAUUCUGCAUCAGAGAAUCCACACUGGCGAGAAACCCUAUCCGUGUAGUGAUUGUACUAAAAGUUUUAGUCGUCGUUCAGACCUUGUGAAACAUCAAAGAAUACACACUGGAGAGAAACCAUACACAUGUGAUCAGUGCAAUAAAAGUUUUAGUCAAAGCUCAGACCUCACUAAACAUCAGAGAGUACACUCUGGAGAAAAACCCUAUCAUUGUGAUUGUUGUGAGAAAGCUUUCAGUCAGAGUUCUGACCUUAUUCUUCAUCAGAGAAUUCACACUGGAGAAAAACCAUAUCCGUGCACACAGUGCAGCAAAAGUUUCAGUCAGAACUCAGACCUUAUCAAGCACCAGAGGAUCCACACUGGGGAAAAACCAUAUAAAUGUAAUGAGUGUGGGAAGGCGUUCAGUCAGUGUUCAGCUCUUGUCCUACAUCAGAGGAUCCAUACUGGGGAGAAACCAUACCCAUGUGAUCAGUGUGGCAAAGGCUUUAGUCGGAGCUCUGAUGUCAUUAACCAUCAAAGAAUCCACACGAAUGAAAAUCCACAUAAAUGUGAUGUGUGUAGAAAAGCCUUCAGCACAUGCACUGAUCUUAAUGAACACCAGAGAAUCCACACGAGAAAGAAACCCCACAGGUGCGUUCAGUGCAGUAGAAGUUUUAGCCGGCUCUCUGAUCUUAAUCAUCAUGAGAAAAUUCAUUCUGGGGAAAACACUUUGAAUGUGGGAAAACCUUUAGUGUAUACCCCAACUUUAUUCAGUACUAGAGAUGCUCUGCCAGAAAAAAAUCUUAGGAAUGCUAUUGAUUAUGAGAAAGGUUUUAAUCAAUGUUCAGCUCUCAUGCUACAUUAAACACACACACACACACUACAGAGAAAACAUAGUAAUUCAAUUUUUGUAAUGAAAAGUUGAACUCAGAGCUCAGACAUUACUAAAGAAAAAUUCUGAGAAUGAAUCCUGUGGGUAGAGGGAAGAAAAUCUUUAAUGUGAAAAAAAUUUUAUUGAAUGUCAGCAACAAUGGAAAAAAAUUUCUGUUUGCUGUAAUGUUAAGAAAAGCUCUAGUCUUUUAAUCAAACACAGUCCACAAGAGGAAAGUUUCUAUCAUUAUAAGAAAUGUCUAACAGUGUUAAUGCAGAAUGUUACCAGAUAUUGUAAAAAUCAGUGUGGUGGUGUGUGUAAUCACAGUGCAGAAAGAAAUGUAUUAGUGUUAUAAUCUCACACCUUAGUGAGCCCAGAUCACCAGUUGCAGAGAAGUUAUUUUAGAGAACGUAGGGAAAACUUAAACCAUUCCCUUAUCUUGUCAUUCACUCUGAUAACUGGCAUACUACUUAUCGCCUGACAGCUGGAGAGUUCUACUUUAUGCUAAUUCUAGCUAUUAAAUUCCCUGUGUGUGAACAUGCUAUGCUAUUCUGGUAUGAAACUUGUUAACUAUAAAACUCUAGUGCCCCAUUUUCUGAAAGUUUUUUUUUUCUUUUGCCAAGUUUUGUUCUUCCUAGUGAGCACAAGUUUUCAAGUUUCUGUGAUGUUCACAGCAAACAUGAAUUUGUUUUGCUCUUAAUAAUGCAGCCCAUCCAUAAACUUUAGAGGUCUGAAAUUAUUUCAACACUACCAUUUAAUUGCAGUUUCUGAAUAUAUGAAGUAAUUGUUUUAAAUUCCAUAUGUUAAAGUAUGAAUAUUACUACUAUGUGUAUCCUGUCAUCUAUAGAUUGAACAAAAUGUUAGCUAAAGUAAUAACCUUCAUGACUAAUUCAUAUAGCAUAUUCUGUUUACAAGUAAAAAGAUCUGUUGAUCUUUUUUUAAUGGCAACAUUCAUCAGACUUUGUUUUCUUUGUUGACUUCUUACAUACAUACUGAUAAUAGGCUAUGUAUACUUGAUAUUUUCAACUGAAAAACAGUUUUUUAAAAGUAAGAAAACCUGUCUUUCUGGUAUUAACCAUUUGUUAAAAUUCUGCUACUGUCAUUUACUUUGACUAUCCCCCAUAAUUAUCCAAUUAAUAUUUUAAUACACAUUGUUAAAUUAUUAUGUGCAAGACAUUUUUUUUUUUUUAGGUUUUGUAGUAUACACAAAGAAUACACUGUCCCCAGAAAUCAUGAAUUGUCUGGUCAUAAAGGCUGACAUAUGCAGAAAACAUGGCUCAAUAGAAUCAUUAAGGUAGACAAGAUGCUUAUAAGAGCUCAGAGGCGGUAGGGUUCAAUUGCGAUUGGAAAGAAAGGAAAAGCUUUGUGGAGUUCCCAAGAUUUGAGUUUUGAAGGAUGGGAGUAGAGGCAUAUGGGCAGGGAGGGAAUAGUCAAGAAAGGCACAGAAGUGAUAAAAUACAAGAAAUGAUACAGAGUAUGGUGGUUAGUCACUAAUUCAAUAAAUAUUCAGUGUCAGACACUGCAGUGAGUGCUGCUGAAGAAAGAAUUAUGCCCCUGUGCUUAAGUGUUUAGGAAAAUAAUGACUGAAACAUGUACUUAAAAGAGUAAGAAUAAAGUGGAAAUUAAAAGGAAGUAGGAGAAAAGACAGUUAAGUGUCAUGCUAAAUAAGCAGACACUUCAACUUUCUGCACUUUGGUGUCAUCUGUAAAACAAAAGUACUAGGUAUGGUUGGAAUAGAUUUCAUAUUCCUGCAUAUUGUUCUCAAGGUAGUGGAAAGCUAUUAAAAUCUAUGAAUCAGGGAAUGGCAUGAUCAUCAUCUUGCUUUCAGAAAAGUCUAAAAAGGAAGAAAGAACAGAAAGGAAAACCAUUUUGUAAGUCUAGAAAUAAAAUCACAAGGUCCGGAAGUAAAGGAGCUAAAUGGCAUAGACAUGAUGAUAGGUUGAGAAGUGAGUAGGGGUGAAGUGAGAAGUGAGUAGGAGGGGAAAAGCAUAACAAUUAUUGUCUAUUUUGGGGGAAUUUUAAAAGUUAAGAAAAAUGCAAUGAUAAAAUUUAUAUAUGAAGGUUAGCUAUUUUUCCUGAGGAUAAACACUAAGAGCCAACUGCUUCCUACACAUUACUAUCUAGUGUCCCACAGGUAAACAUAAAAUUCAUAAACUUGACGCACUGAUGAUACCCUCCUGAAUUUCUUACUAAACAUCUUGCCAUCCAGAUAAAAUAACUGGUAGCCAACCUACAUCCUUCAUUCUCCCCCAGUUUUCUAAAUCUACUUGCUCACUAGGUCAUUUCUGAGUUACAAAAAUAACACUACUUAUUGUAAAAAUUUAAGCAAUAGUGAAGUAUAUAAAGUAAAAAGGGAAGGGAAACAGAACGAGGCCUGAUAUUUUAUGUCAGUUGAUUCCCCUGGCAUUUGCUGAUUCUCAAGCUAGCAAGACAAAAGGCCAAGAAAUCUAACCAAAGGACCCUGGAAGAUUCAGAUAUCCACUAUCACAAUCUGAAUCACACACUUACCAAGUGAAUCAUCAAAAAUAGGAAAUCUGAAUAUAACCAUAGUUAGUAAGGAGAUUCCUGACAUAGAAAAGCCCAGAACCAGAUGGUUUCACUGUUGAAUUCUACCAAACAUUUAAAAAAGAAAAACCAAUCCAUCUCAGACUGCUUCAAAAAACAGGAGGGAAUGUUUUCAAGGUCAUUUUAUGAGGCCAGAAUCAACCUGAUAUCAAAGCCAGACAAAGAUACUACAAGAAAACUACAGAUCAAUAUCUCCUUUAAAUAUUGAUGCAAAAACCCUCAACAGAAUAUUGCCAAACAGAAUUCAAUAGCACAUUAACAGGAUUAUAUAAUACCAAGUGGAAUUUAUUUCUGAAAUGCAAGGAUGGUUCAACAUAUGAAAAUCAAUCAAUGUA